Molecule: messenger RNA, 3264 nt
Organism: Eimeria maxima
Lineage: Eukaryota; Apicomplexa; Conoidasida; Eucoccidiorida; Eimeriidae
Product: ABC1 family beta-lactamase, putative
Exons: 7
Coding region: 1-3264 (1087 amino acids)
Source: RefSeq, a predicted model, not a curated record
AUGUACAAGUUGUGCGACAGCUUCGCUUAUCAAAUUCACAUUGACGGGCUAUUCAAUGGGGACCCUCAUCCUGGGAAUAUAUUGGUCUCCGUCAAUCCUGUAACGAAAGAGGCGAAACCUGUCAUUCUUGACUGGGGGCUUGUGAAGGAGUUUGACUCAAAAGGGCAAACAGCCUUCUCGAAACUUGUGUACUCCGUUGCGUCAAUGGAUGUGAUGGGCCUUAUGGAGGCUUUUGAGCACAUGGGCUUCAUGUUUAAGGAGCGAAAAGGGGCCGUAGUAGACCCAGAGAUCUACAUGGAGGCACUGCGAGUGGCGUUCAGGCAAGGAGAAGUGGAGAAAAACGAGACUGAGGCUCUUCACAAGGCGGCGGGCGAGACGGUCCAAGCUGCUGUCAAGGCCGGAAUAACUCGCAAGAAGAUCCAAGAGGCAAAUCCCCUUGAGGACUGGCCGAAAGAUAUUAUAUUUUUUGUGCGCGUCGCUUCGCUUCUACAUGGCCUCUGUGUUCAGCUGAACGUGCACAUUCCCUUCUUGCAGAUAAUGGUUCGCCGGGCGCAGGAAUGUCUGUUUAAUCGCUAUCAGCCGCCGAGCCCUCUUAUAUACACUCACUUUCUGGGAGGCAGAGGAGCUGCCAAGUGUUCUCUCCACCAGCGGCUAAAUCGGCUGCUACGGAGCCUCGUGGAACGGAAGUUGGUCCUUGGGUGCCAAGUGGCAGUUUGUUUUGAAGGGGAAAUGAUAAUCGAUGCAGCCAUUGGCCAGAUGGGACCUGUAGAUACUCGCCCGGUUACCCCAGACUCCCUGUUUUGCGGUUACUGUACAGCGAAAGGGCUUUUAAGUACGGCAUUGCUACAACUAGUGAAUAGUGGGGAGCUGGAGCUUGACGAUGCGGUGUCGAGUUGGUGGGACGGCUUCAUUCGUUAUGGAAAGCGGGCCAUAACAGUACAGCAGUUGCUCACCCACCGCGCAGGCCUUCACCGCGCACUACCUGCAGAUCUUACCCUCUCUCGACUUGCGGACUACAGCGAGAUGGUCCGCAUAGUGGAAGACGCCCCACCUGCGAGCCCACCUGGAGCAUGGGGAAGAUACGCGUACCUAACUUACGGGUGGGCGGUCAGUGAGUUGGUGCGCUGUGUUUCGGGAAUGUCCAUAGACGCGUUUAUACAGGAGCGCAUGCUAGAGCCCCUAGGACUUGAAGGGGAGAUCUUCAUCAGAGUGCCGAAAGAAUCCGAUCAAUCAAUUUCUGCCGAUCGAGCAUCACAGACAGCGACAGGUGUAAUAGGAGAUAGUACGACUACAAAACCCACCGGUGUGCCCGGCAACCCUAAUGUGAAACAAACAAGCACUGAUAGCUUGCGGAUGGUUUCUAGCAGUCAACAGGCUCUGCACGUAGCUUCUAGUUUGGAGCUUCAACACUCUUCCUUCUCAAACGAGAGGGCUGUAUCCCCUUUAGCUGAGAGGCUGGCUGCAGCAGCAAUCUCCGGAAAGAAUAUCGCUGUUGCAAGUUCGGGCCGGUCAAAGACGUUGGAGUCGUUGAGUUCCUCGGACAAAGCACCAACGACAACCUAUGCAUGCAACCGCGCAGAUGGAGGAUCUCAACAGUACUCGUUGAGCGACCGAAGCUCUUCGUUUUUGCUUCCUGGCCCUCAGAUUUCGCGUAAAGAUGGCCAUGACAAUGCUGCCUACCACGGGGAAGCUCGGGGACGGGGUAGUACAGAGUGUUGCCACACCAGCAACACCACAUCUCGUAGUCCACAGCUUGUUUUGACCCCAAAGAGGGAGAUGUUCUCGUCUGAUAGAAAUAACAGCAGAGAUCGAUCCGCCGUUAGCCCUUCGCCGGAACGCAGAGUGGCGCCGGGCGACCCGUCGGCGUCUCGGCGGCCCCUUGAAGCAGAUGACGGGGCAUCUGACCGCAGCAGGUGUAGCAGCAGCAGCAGCAGGUGCAGCGCCCCCCUACAUGGGAGUGCAGAGAGUGCGGAGAAGGGUCAGCUGUCUGCUUUUCCGAAGGAAGUCGAGAUAGUGACGGCCGACACCCCGUUGCUGUGGAGGCUUACCUCCGCUCGCAGAAAGAUCUCCUUCAACCCCAUGACCCAACAAGAAGUGCUGCAGCGCCUCAAACAAACUCAGGGUAAGUUGGAGGGAGCGAAAGAGCAGGCUGAUGGAGCGCUGUCCAGCGAAGGUGACAGUAAAACUAGACGUCACAUCGCCUCGGCCAUGAGACGCCGCCGACGACGACUGAAGAACAUGAAAGGCAACUCAGGCCCCCUCGAGCACAUGCAGGAAGUGCAAAUUUGCAACACGCGCAGUGCAGCGAGCCUGCCGGAUGUGUUUUUGCGCACAAGAGCAGUGCGGCCGAUGGAGGAUUACCGCCAGAAAUCUGAGGAAGAGGCGGUACUCUCUCAAAGCGACGCGUUCACCGAGGGGUUGAGGACCCCUGACUCGGACUCGGACAGCCCAGUUAUAGCACCAACACCCCCUGGGGCAGCUCCGCGAGUUUCAGUGCUUGAGCUGAUACGAACGAAGCCGCACGUGAUGGACCCUCUCAUAUACGACAGCCACCGCAUUGUGCACCAGCUGAUUCCUCCCAGCAACUGCCGCUGCACCGCGAGAGCCCUUGCUCGAUUUUACGCGGCCCUAGGUGAAGGCCAAAUUAUAAGCAAGCCUCUCCUGGACGCUGCCCGCAUUGCCCAUACUGUCGACCCCACCCUGGAGGCUCUUCUACUGACGGGGGGAGGCAGCAGAACUUGGGGGUUAGGUUACCAGCUGUACGAGUGCGCAUACUUGUCGCCUCCUGGCUGGGGAGGGGUCAGGCCUGGGCAGGGUGCCCACACGGGCGCAGCUUUUCUGCACAGCCGUAUAUCGAGUGCGGGCGACUUCGUUCCACGGCGAAGGAGGCGCUCGCGAGACAACAGCGUCUUCGGUAGCACGGGAGGAGGCAGCUGCCCUAUUCCGCAUUCGGAUGCAGAAGCCCUUCUGCGUGAUAGAGGCCUCUCUUCCUCACAUCCAUGGGGAGCGACUCUGGGACUCAAGCCUCGAGGAGUCGUUGGUCUUGGUCACGGAGACGUUGGAGGGUCUGUCGCCAUUUGCUUCCCAGAAUUGAAUUUGUCCGUCAGUAUACUUCUUAAUGAUGUGCUCACCGGACCAGAGGCGUCGCAGAUCAUCCUCGAGUUCCUUCUUAGGUGUUUUGGCCUGCAGCCCAAGUGGCAGACACAAGUCAGCAUCAACGAAGUGCUGGAAAAUUUGACGCCGCCACCAACGCAGUCGCAGUAA